This is a messenger RNA of Polychytrium aggregatum, 1724 nucleotides long. RefSeq lists its product as uncharacterized. The record is from RefSeq and is a predicted model, not a curated record. The coding region runs from base 160 to 1398 and encodes 412 amino acids. The transcript has 3 exons. Lineage: Eukaryota; Fungi; Chytridiomycota; Chytridiomycetes; Polychytriales.
GUUUUUGGUCCAACAUCCUUUGCCCUCGGCUUCGCUGGCCAUCUGUCUGGACAGCGCUCUCGGCUCUGCAAGUCUCCAGGAGCACCCGUCUCGAUAGCCCUUCGCUUCCGUCCAGAUCGAGAUCCAGAUCCAAACUGCCCUCGUCCCUGUCCAAUUGCCAUGUCUGUCCUCUUUCGCUGGGCCAUCGCCCUCGUCCUCCUGCUGUCCCAGGCAGCUGCCGAUCCAACCCUGCAGUAUCUGCCCCAGGGCAACUACCAGUUUCCCUUCUACUCCUCUGUGCCCCUCGGCACCCAAAACACCCAAAUCAAGCGCCUUGUCUUUGCCCUGCACGGCAUCGGCGGUAACGCUCUCCAGGACUUUACCACCGUCACUGGAAACUUCCCAAACAUCAUGUUUGAGACUGCCUUUGUCACGCCCUACUUUUACUGCAGUGGCGACUCGACUGUCGCCUCCAACGCUCUGACCUUCUGCGCCGGCUGGCUUGACGGCACGGCGAGCGACCAAAACAGCACCCUCUAUUCCUUCGACAUGAUCGACCAGCUCGUCCUGCUCGCCAAGAAAAACUUCCCAUCCAUCAACUACUACAUCUUUGCAGGCCACUCUGCCGGUGGCCAGACCAUCCUGCGCUACGCGUCCUCGACCCAGAUCGGCAUCGCCGAGUAUCUCUAUGCCAACGUCAAGUACAUUGUUGCCGGUGCCGGCACCUAUCUCUACCUCAACAGCUACCGUCUCAACAGCAACGUCGACCCCACCACUAUCUGCCAGUCGCUGGACAACUGUCCCUUGACCCAGAAUGACUUUGUGCAGAACUACGUGCCGCCGCCGCCCCGCCAGUCAUGCAGCGUCUAUGACAGCGGCAAGUACGGUCUCUCUAGCGUCAACGAUCCCAGCCAGCCGCCAAACUAUGCCCAGCGUGCGACCGCUGACUGGAUCUUCAACUCCCUCGUCGAGCGCAACAUCACCUACAUGGUCGGCGACCUCGACACCGUCGCCAACUACAAGCUUGACGUUACCUGCUCUGCCAUGGCCCAGGGCCCCGCCAGUCGCAAGAUGCGCUUCCUCAUCUUCUCGCGGUACAUGCAGAUCUUCUUCCCGGUCUACCAGCAGUACCAGAACCACAAGAUCGUCCCUGGCUGCCCUCACAGCGAUCCUUGCAUCUACUCGAGCAAGGAGUUUGAGCUCGAGGUGUACUCUGGCACGACCAUCAAUCCCCCGGACUUGCCUCCGGCCUCGUCUAUCACUGACAGCGGCUCGCUUCCCGAUUCCACCCCCGUUGCCAAAGUUUCUGGUAACGGCGGCUCUACCAGCUCGGCCCCGUCGGCCCUCCCGUCCUCGGUGCUCGUGGGUGCAUGCACCGUUGCCAUCGCGGCGGUGCUUUCCGGGCUCUGGGCUUUGUAAUGAUCCCGCACAUCUUCUCCUCAACCCACGUGGCUCCUCGGCUCGUUUGCUGUGCUGCUGUCAUACUCCCACAUGUCAUCCCAUUAUACGUUUCCCUUUCUAUCUUUUUCCUAUUCCCUCAGGUAUUGCCCUUGCGCUGCGUCGACUGUGUGUGUGUCCUGGCCUGGCUGCUCGGCACAAUCGCUUGUUGCUUGUCAAUCAAUGCCGACUGCACCCACUUCCGAAACCCGCUGGCUGUUCGGCUGCCCAGAGCGCCGCGAAUACAUCAUCUUUACAGUCAAUCCAAUAAAAAAACGGGACACCCGUGAUUUUGACGAUUGAUCAAA